CCUAACCUGCUGUGUUGGGCGGUGUGGCAUCGGUAGCCAAUCACCACUCACCCGCCGGGGGGACUGACAACAUAACUAAUCCAAUGAACGUCCUGUCUUCGCGAAAGUGGACUUCAUCUUUCGGAUCUCUGCCAAUGACAGACGAAUUUCAGUUGAUGAACAUGUGGCUGGACCAAUCGACUGGGCGAAUAGCGGGACCUGAGAGCACCGCUACACCAAUAAAGAACCAGCAUCCAGAGGCUGGCGGGGAGGGAGAGAGUGCGUGCUGGUAGGCGGGGCUCGAUUGGGAGUAGCGUGGUUCUGAGCCAAUCGGUAUCUGCGUAUCCGGGGCAACAGGCCAAUGAGGGAGCCGGCUAGGCGGCGGCGGCUGCCUGUGAAAGUGUGGAGCUGCUGCAGAGGGAAGAGAGAAGAUGAGAGAGGAGCAAAAACAGCACCCGAGCCUGGUGCCCCGCAACCCCGGCACCACAGCCUGAAUCGCCUCCCCCUAAAUCCGGCCCUGGGGUUGGUUACUAGUGCAGAAGCACAGCAAUAUGGCCAAUCAGUGCAACUACUGGCAGAUUCAACACGGACCAUCAUCACUGCAGGCAGCAUAAAAGAGAAGUGUUAGGAGCUGCUCUUAACCCUUUUGGAGUUGGAAGAGAAAAGGGAACUAGAGGGCUUGACUUCUCCUUUACCUCCUGCAUUUACUCUGACCACAGUCCCUCCCUGUUCUCACAAGUGGAGCUCAGCCCUGCUUCCCUUCCUGUUGAUUCCCAGUCAGCUACAUGACUGCCUGAAGUUACAUUUUAGAUGCUGAAAUCACUGCACCUUAAAAACAAAAAGAUUAAGCUGCACUGCAUUCCUCAGGCCGAGCUGACUCACUGCUGUUGACUCCAUGACCUGCUUCCCAUUUCAACCUCCACCUGUUUAAAAAGUUUGCUAGCUGACAUUAUAUCCCCUGGGAUCAUCUGAGCAGUGGACCAGCAAAAAACAAACCAAAAGCAGUGGCUGGCACUUUUCCUCUACGGUGCGAGAGAGAGAGAAUUGGCUGGAAUUGCUUUCCAUAUAGCCGGCUUGACAUGCAGCAUUGAAAAGAUCCUUGAAGAUCAGUUUGUGCUCUUCUCCUGAAAGAACCUUUUCUGUGUUUCAUAUGAGGAAACUGAGGCACAGCGAGUUUUGAGUGACUUGUCUAAAUUCAUACAGCAAAUCGUUGGCAGAGCCGGGAAGAUAACUUGGGAAUCCUGGAUCACAGGCCCAUGCUCUAACCACUAGGAAACACUGCCUCUCCAAAUUACAGACACAGCCUCUCUCUGUCCCCUGCCCCAAUGAAUGUCUGCACUAGGGCCAAGGCUUGGAGUGAUUUACCUGAAGAGUAACACCAUUUGGAAACCACUGAAGAAACCCAAGACAGCUGAAAACCAGAAGGCGUCUGAGGAGAAUGAGAUUACUCAGACGGGUGCAUCCAGCGCCAAGCCAGGCCUUCCCUGCCUGAACCUUGAAGCUGUUCCGCCUCUGAGCCCAGCCCUCACCCACUCAUCACAGUCACCAACAAACCUGCCCGCACACACAGGGUCAUCUGAUUGUAACAUCAGUUGCAAGGGGAUGACAGAGCGCAUUCACAGCAUCAACCUUCACAACUUCAGCAAUUCUGUGCUCGAGACCCUCAACGAGCAGCGCAACCGUGGCCACUUCUGUGACGUGACGGUCCGCAUCCACGGGAGCAUGCUACGCGCCCACCGCUGCGUGCUGGCGGCUGGCAGCCCCUUCUUCCAGGACAAGCUGCUGCUGGGGUACAGUGACAUCGAGAUCCCCUCAGUGGUGUCGGUCCAGUCCGUGCAAAAGCUCAUUGACUUCAUGUACAGUGGGGUGCUGCGGGUCUCACAGUCAGAGGCCCUGCAGAUCCUCACAGCUGCCAGCAUCCUGCAGAUCAAGACUGUGAUUGACGAAUGCACAAGGAUCGUCUCGCAGAAUGUGGGGGAGGUCUACCCAGUGAUUCAGGACUCUGGGCAGGAGACGCCCAGGGGGACCCCCGAAUCGGGCACCUCAGGGCAGAGCAGUGACACGGAGUCUGGCUACCUGCAGAGCCACUCGCAGCACAGCGUGGACAGGAUCUACUCAGCUCUCUAUGCCUGUUCCAUGCAGAAUGGCAGUGGGGAGCGCUCCUUCUACAGUGGAGCAGUGGUCAGCCAUCAUGAAACGGCCCUGGGGCUCCCCAGAGACCAUCACAUGGAAGACCCCAGCUGGAUUACACGGAUCCACGAGCGCUCACAGCAGAUGGAGCGGUACCUCUCCACCACUCCAGAGACCACACACUGCCGCAAGCAACCACGUCCGGUCCGGAUCCAGACCUUGGUGGGCAACAUCCACAUCAAACAGGAGAUGGAGGAUGACUAUGACUACUAUGGCCAGCAGAGGGUGCAGAUCCUGGAGCGUAAUGAGUCUGAGGAAUGCACUGAGGACACUGACCAAGCCGAAGGCACUGAGAGUGAGCCCAAGGGGGAGAGUUUUGACUCUGGAGUCAGUUCCUCCAUUGGGACUGAGCCUGAUUCCAUGGAGCAGCAGUUCAUGGCUAACCUGGGCCGAGAGGGUCAGCAGGAACCUUCCCAAGCAGAGCAAAAUGAAGUCCCUGCUGAAGGCACACAGACCCAUCCGCAGCACCUCGAUGCCAACACUUCCUCGCCGGACAGAAGCAAUGACAUUGAAAUGGACAGCAAAGUGCUCACUGUCAGUAACAACAGCGAAAAGGGGGCCUUGCAGCCUUCUGUCAACACAACAGUUGCUCAACCAUUGCCAAGCACCCAGCUCUACUUACGCCAGACAGAAACCCUCACCAGCAAUCUGAGGAUGCCGCUGACCCUGACCAGCAACACACAAGUCAUUGGCACAGCUGGCAACACCUACCUGCCCGCCCUCUUUACCACACAAUCUGCUGGCAGUGGACCUAAACCUUUCCUUUUCAGCCUGCCCCAGCCCUUAGCUGGCCAACAGACACAGUUUGUGACAGUGACCCAGCCUGGCCUAUCAACCUUUACUGCCCAGCUGCCAGCCCCACAGCCCUUGGCCCCAUCUGCGGGCCACAGCACAGCAGGUGGACAGGGUGAAAAAAAGCCUUACGAGUGCACUCUCUGCAACAAGACUUUCACCGCCAAACAGAACUACGUCAAGCACAUGUUUGUACACACAGGUGAGAAGCCCCACCAAUGCAGCAUCUGUUGGCGCUCCUUCUCCUUAAAGGAUUACCUAAUCAAACACAUGGUGACGCACACCGGCGUGAGGGCCUACCAGUGCAGCAUCUGCAACAAGCGCUUCACCCAGAAGAGCUCCCUCAACGUGCACAUGCGCCUCCACCGUGGGGAGAAGUCCUACGAGUGCUACAUCUGCAAGAAGAAGUUUUCCCACAAGACCCUUCUGGAGAGGCAUGUGGCUCUGCACAGUGCCACCAACGGCACGGCCGGCGCAGCAGGCACUGGUAGCAGGGCUGUCCCUGCCGGGGUGGUGGCCUGCACAGAGGGGACCACGUACGUCUGCUCUGUCUGUCCAGCUAAGUUUGACCAAAUCGAGCAUUUCAACGACCACAUGAGGAUGCAUGUGUCAGACGGAUAAGUAGAAUCUCUGUCUCUUUGUUAUGAACAAAAAACAAAAUAGAAACAACAACAAAAAAGCUAUGGCACUAGAAUUUAAGAAAUGUUUUUGUUUCCUUUUUACCUUUUUCUUUCUUCCUUUUUUUUCUUUAU
This is a messenger RNA of Caretta caretta (loggerhead turtle), 3713 nucleotides long. The record is from RefSeq and is a predicted model, not a curated record. Lineage: Eukaryota; Metazoa; Chordata; Testudines; Cheloniidae.